AAACGUAAAAGUGGAUUUCUAAAACCAACCAACCAGUAAACAUGGCCACCAGCAUUCACCUCCCCACCUCCUUCCGUCCCACCGUCACCACCAUCAAACUCAAACCCAAAAAACUCCGCCACUCCCCACCCAAAAUGUCCACCAACCAAACCCCAACCCCAACCCCAACCCAACUCAUCACAUCCAUCACAAAACUCAUCUGGGGCAAAUCUCUCCCACCCCAACUCCUCAUCUCCACCGUCCGCACCACCUGGUCCACCGUCUGGCACCUAAUGAUGUCCCAACUCGCCCCAUCCGACCCAUCCGGAUCCUACACCCGACCCCUUUCCCAAUUCCGCACCCCAAACCCCCAACACCUUAACCCCACCUCCCUCCACCUCUACGCCGCCCUCCCCUGCCCCUGGGCCCACCGAACCCUCAUCGUCCGCGCCCUCAAGGGUCUCCAACACGCUAUCCCCGUCUCCAUUGCGUCCCCGGGCCUAGACGGCUCAUGGGAGUUCAACGAUACUACUAAUAUUCCAGCUGGGCCUGGGGAUAAGAAGCUUGUUCCUACCCGGGAUAAGGUUAACGGGGCGAAAACACUUCGGGAGGUUUAUAAAAGGCGGCCGGGCGGCUAUGAUGGGCGCUGUACGGCGCCCAUGCUGUGGGAUUUUGAGAAGAAUGAGGUUGUUUGUAAUGAGAGUUAUGAUAUUAUUGAAUUGUUGAAUUCGGGGUUUAAUGAGCUGGCCAGGAAUCCGGAUUUGGAUCUUUCACCGCCAGAGCUUAAGGAUCGGAUUGAUGAGUGGAAUCGGGUUAUUUAUCCCAGCAUUAACAAUGGUGUUUACAGGUGCGGGUUUGCACAAAGUCAAGAAGCAUACGACGCCGCUGUGAACGAGCUGUUUAGUGCUUUAAACACAGUCAAUGAUCAUUUAAGUGGUUCACGGUACUUAUGUGGAGAUAAGCUUACAUUAGCAGAUGUAUGUUUAUUUACUACUUUGAUUCGGUUUGAUCUCGUGUACAAUGUCAUGUUCAAAUGUACAAAGAAGAAGGUGGUCGAAUAUCAAAAUCUUCAUGGUUACAUGUGCGAUAUCUAUCAGAUUCCACAUGUGGCGGAGACAUGCAAUCUUGACGCGAUGAUGGACGGUUACUACAAGUUCUUGUUUCCAUUGAAUCCAGGCAACAUUAGACCAGUUAUGCCCUCUGCAUCUGCCCAUGAAUUCCUCUUACAGAGUCACAAUAGGGAAUAUCUUUCAACCUCUCAACAAAUUCUUGUUUCAUAGUUAUGUACAUUAGGUUUAAAUGUAUGUCAUGUUUGACAAGUUUUAAUGAAUAUAUGUAUGUGUAUAGAUAGCACUUCAUUUCAACAUACUUGUGUUUUUACACAAUACAGAGGCAACGUAAAGAUGUGAUUGUUUUAUGAGCA
Molecule: messenger RNA, 1402 nt
Organism: Helianthus annuus (common sunflower)
Lineage: Eukaryota; Viridiplantae; Streptophyta; Magnoliopsida; Asterales; Asteraceae
Product: glutathionyl-hydroquinone reductase YqjG
Exons: 3
Coding region: 42-1259 (405 amino acids)
Cellular component (GO): cytoplasm
Molecular function (GO): glutathione transferase activity
Source: RefSeq, a predicted model, not a curated record